This is a messenger RNA of Zygotorulaspora mrakii, 747 nucleotides long. RefSeq lists its product as uncharacterized. Lineage: Eukaryota; Fungi; Ascomycota; Saccharomycetes; Saccharomycetales; Saccharomycetaceae. The coding region runs from base 1 to 747 and encodes 248 amino acids. The record is from RefSeq and is a predicted model, not a curated record. The transcript has a single exon.
AUGGAAGAUUCCAACAAUUCAUUAAGUUCGAAGGAUGUUUCGUCCACCAUUUCGCUCUAUGAGCCUUCAACAAGUGUUUAUCUAGCAGAUAAUGCAUCAACGCAGGCGGUUUACGACAUGGAUCCGGAAGAAAGUAUCUCUAGGCCAUUAUCUAGGGGAUCAGUAACCUCAGGUGUAUCGAUGAUGGCUACAAAGGACGGUGUUGACGGUGAAAAGGUCAAAAGGUUGGGUAUUCCCCAGUACUCGUUAAACUUGCUGAAUUCUAUGGCACAUAAUCAAUACAAAAAAAUGCACCAUCUGGGUACUCACGGAUAUUCGUCUCCGUGGAAAAAUCAGCAAGAUUCAGUGUCAUUGUCUUCGCUACAAAUGAAAAGUACGCCCUACUUGAAUACGCCUAAUGGACCACCCAUGACCUUACGGGAAAAGAUGCACUGGUUAAGUAGCGAUAUCAACCCUGACAUGGAGGAUAACAUCAAUGACCAUUCCGAUUUUGAGUCGGCACCAGACUCGUUGUCAGCCACUCCCAGUGAUGCACAGAACGCAGGCGGAUAUACUACGAAACGAAAAUUUCAGAAUGCGAUGCAAGAUGGUAAUCCACCGAACUUUUUCCAAACUGCCAGUCAUAGAAGUGCAAAUGGAAGCGACAUUGAGAGUAACGUCAGCACUGUUGGCGAUGAGGCUUCGUUCUCAAGGAACAUUCAAAAUUUAUCUCCUCCAAUUAGUGUAGCUGAGGGCAAAAGAGAAUGA